GCGGGAAGGGCGCGGGACGCUUUCUUGUGCUUUGCUCUGUGGCCCUCGCCAUGUGGACCACCCUGAGGUCAGCCCUGCGGCCGUGCGCCCGCGCCGCUGCCCCUCGGCUGCGCGCCUAUCACGGGGACUCCGUGGCCACGCUGGGCACCCAGCCGGACUCGGCCUCUGCCGUCUACCAGGAGAACUAUGAACAGAUGAAAGCACUAGUAAAUCAACUCCAUGAACGAGCCCGGUAUAUAAGACUAGGAGGUGGUGAGAAAGCCCGAGCCCGGCACACAUCAAGAGGAAAACUAUUACCAAGGGAAAGAAUCGACAAUCUUAUAGACCCAGGGUCUCCAUUUCUGGAAUUAUCUCAGUUUGCAGGUUACCAGUUAUAUGGCAAUGAGGAGGUCCCCGCGGGUGGCAUUAUUACAGGCAUUGGAAGAGUGUCAGGGUGA
Messenger RNA from Galeopterus variegatus (Sunda flying lemur), 437 nucleotides. RefSeq names its product methylcrotonoyl-CoA carboxylase beta chain, mitochondrial-like. Gene Ontology annotation, biological process: L-leucine catabolic process. The record is from RefSeq and is a predicted model, not a curated record. The transcript has 4 exons. NCBI's taxonomy places the organism in Eukaryota, Metazoa, Chordata, Mammalia, Dermoptera, Cynocephalidae. Gene Ontology annotation, molecular function: methylcrotonoyl-CoA carboxylase activity. Gene Ontology annotation, cellular component: mitochondrion; methylcrotonoyl-CoA carboxylase complex. Bases 51 to 437 code for a protein of 128 amino acids.